This is a messenger RNA of Planococcus citri (citrus mealybug), 1342 nucleotides long. RefSeq lists its product as uncharacterized. Lineage: Eukaryota; Metazoa; Arthropoda; Insecta; Hemiptera; Pseudococcidae. Bases 222 to 977 code for a protein of 251 amino acids. The transcript has 6 exons. The record is from RefSeq and is a predicted model, not a curated record.
ACUGCACAUUUUGUCUCUUGCGCGAAUAAAAGUUUAUUUCGUGUAAAAGAAAUUAUUUUUGAUGAAAUCGAACAAGUCAAUCGGUUUUAAAAAACGAAAAACACGUUUCAGUCGCUUUUUGCACCCCAUCGAGUUUAGAAUAGAUUCCUUUAGUGUACCGGGUGCUUUUGCUUUGGAAAUUUUCCACUGUUUUCAAACUGAGUUUUGGGUUGAAAAUCGAGAUGAAGGAUUUGAUUUUUUACUUUUUCUUGCUGUGUAAUAUUUUUGAGUUCGGGUCGGCUAUUCGAAUAGGAGACAUUUUGAAAGUUUGUCACCAGAAAGAUCCAAAAUUGAAUAAAUGCAUAAAAGAAAACCUGGAAAGCUUAAGACCGUUUUUAAAAACAGGAAUUCCAGAAUUAUCAAUUCCAUCAUUCACGGAGCUACACAUCCCUGAGAUUGUAAUUAGUCAAUACACAUCGUUUUUCAUAGGAUAUGUGGAGAUUAAAUUCAGCAAUCUUCAUUUAACUGGUCUGGAUGGAUUUCAAAUUGCAGAUUUAAAAGCUGAUCUGGAUAAUAACGAAUUGUAUUUGAAACUUUGGUAUUUGAGACUGAAUUCGAAGUCCACCUUCCGCUACAGUAAAACAAUCGUUAUUAAUUUCAACGGUGGUGGAUCAACGGAAGGAGAUUAUGCCGACAUCGGUGGCACCAUUCAUAUCAAAGGAACUCGAAAUCAUACGAAUGAAGAUGGUAAUACGUAUUUUUACAUUCACAGCGCGCAAUUAAGCUUGGAUUUUUCGCAGACAACGGGCACUUUCAAAAAUGCUCUAGAUCCUUCCUCCGAUGUUAAAGGAAAGGCAGAAGAAUUCGUGGUGACUCAUUGGAAAGAUGUUAUGGAAAAUAUGAAACCGACUUUAGAAAAACACACCAGUGAAGUGAUCACACAACUUUUCCAAGCUAUUUUCAAACAAAUUCCUCUCGAAGUAUUUUUACCAUCGUAGAGAUGAAAUGGUGAUUAAUUGCUCAUGGCCUAUGUAAGUUUGAGUUUUCGCUCUUCUCAUCGUACAAGUCGUCACUAAAUAGUAAAUUUUUUUGAAAAAAAGUUUAUAAUUCCAAAAAAAAAAUGAAUCGAUUUGAAAUUAAAUUGUGUUUUACGUUUAGAUAUAUUUAACAGAUAAUUGAAAUAAUGUAGGGGAGCUCUUCUAAGUAUAUUAGAAUAAAUUCAUUUAUUCAUUAAGAGAAUUUAUAUUUUUUUAAGAGAAAUUAUAUAAAUAGGUACGAGUACCUACUUAUCGAUUGUAGUAAUAUUUUUAUUUUAUUUUUUAAAAGAAAUCCCCGAAUUGUUGUUUAUACGAACCCGAUCACA